Molecule: messenger RNA, 1338 nt
Organism: Coffea eugenioides
Lineage: Eukaryota; Viridiplantae; Streptophyta; Magnoliopsida; Gentianales; Rubiaceae
Product: pectate lyase-like
Exons: 4
Coding region: 1-1338 (445 amino acids)
Molecular function (GO): pectate lyase activity
Source: RefSeq, a predicted model, not a curated record
AUGACUUUCACCAGCCGUGUAUCAGUUGUUUUACUAGCUUUGCUUGUGGCAUUUGCUGCAACAAUCCCACGCUUGCGUGGCAGUAGUAUUGAGGCAGAUGCACACAUUGGCGAAUUCGAUGAUUUUCUACGGAAGAGGGCUGAGGAUGCCCUUCAGGCUUCUCUCAGGGCAUAUAAUCCUGAUCCUGAAGCCGUCACUGACAAUUUCACCAGACAAGUGGGAAAGAUGUUGGAAGGUGGCAAUGAGACUAGGAGACAGCUUAAAGCAGGCGGUUGCGUUGCAACAAAUCCCAUCGACCGCUGCUGGAGGUGUGAUCCUAACUGGGCAAAGAAUAGGAAGAGGUUAGCCAAGUGUGCUCGUGGUUUUGGCCGCCAAACGAAGGGUGGAAUGCAUGGGAAAUACUAUGUGGUAGUUGAUCCCUCGGAUGAUAAUGUGCAGGAUCCAGAACCCGGUACUCUUCGUCACGCUGUGAUCCAACAGGAGCCAUUGUGGAUCAUAUUCGAUACUAGCAUGGUAAUUAAGCUAAACCAAGAGCUUCUGAUCAAUAGUGACAAGACCAUUGAUGGUAGGGGAGUUGAAGUGCAUAUUGCCUAUGGUGCAGGCCUUUCCAUCCAAUUUGUGCAGAAUGUUAUCAUUCACAACAUUAAGAUCCAUCACAUUGUUCCGAAAAAUGGUGGGCUGGUUAGAGAUUCUACUUCGCACAUUGGUUUGAGAACAAGGAGUGAUGGAGAUGGUAUAUCAAUCUUUGGUUCAAACCAUGUCUGGAUUGACCAUGUUUCCCUGUCUAAGUGUAGUGAUGGCCUAAUUGACGCAAUCAUGGCUUCAACAGCUAUCACAAUCUCUAAUUGCAAGUUUAAUAAUCACAAUGAUGUUAUACUUUUAGGUGCAAGUGACGAGCAUAGUGAAGAUGCAAUAAUGCAAGUCACAGUAGCAUUCAACCGUUUUGGUAAGGGCUUGGUGCAGAGGAUGCCAAGGUGCCGAUGGGGCUUUUUCCAUAUUGUGAACAAUGACUAUUCUCAAUGGCAGAUGUAUGCCAUUGGUGGUAGUGCUCAUCCGACUAUUAUCAGCCAGGGUAACCGAUUCAAGGCCUCUAAAAACCAAUUCACUAAGGAGGUGACCAAGAGGGAUUAUGCCGAAAAGAGCCAGUGGAUGGGAUGGCAAUGGAGGUCAGAGGGUGACAAAUUCUUGAAUGGAGCUUUCUUUGUGGAGUCCGGGCCGCCACUCAAAAAGAGUCCAUUUACUGGAAAAAAUAAGCUGCAAUUCAAGCCUGGUUCAUACGCAGGAAGGCUCACAAGAUAUGCUGGUGCACUUAAGUGCCGAGAAGGCAAGCCUUGUUAA